UCUUAUUUUUUCUUCUUCUUAUAAUUAGCCCGUUCCUUCUUCUCUUUCCAUUUCCUCUUCUUUGUUCCUACGUUUUCUGGGAAAGGUUUCUCAUUUUCCGCGAAAAGUAUUCCGGAAGUGACUGAAACAAUAGAAACAGGAAAUCGAAGAGAGGAGAAAACAUCCAGAAAAGCAAUACGAGAAUCGGCAAUUCGAAAAAGAGACGCCUUUUUUUCGUUGAAAAGAUAGUCUCGAUUUUUCUCGUUUUUUUCCCCAACCGUCGAGAGGUUUUCUGAAGCUCUGAAUCAUCGCAAGAGCUCGAGGGAGCCCGAUGGAUCGUGUUGACUCAUCUGAGGUUUCUGUUUCAAGAUUGGAAAUGUAAUUCGUCAUCGGAUUACUUGGCUCCGAUUUCUUCCUGGUCUGUUUCAGGGUAUUGGAAUUCCGACCGUAGUUUUUAUUCGGGCAUGAUCAUACCUUAAAUCCCUUCAACUAAAUCUGCGUUCUUCUGUAUUUCACUCACCAGGAGACAUUUUGAGAUAAUGUAAGUACUUCAUGAGCGGUCACUUUGGAAGAGGAACUUGUCGGCGGAGUCAGGGAAGAGUUAUGUUCUUCUUAGGUCUUUUCUGUGAGCUGAUUGUAUGUUGUGUUGACUGAACUGACAAUGGGUACUGGAAGUUUCUAGUCUGAGGUUGCUCAGAUUUUGAAUCAGAUGCAUUUUCUUUUUCUUUUUAAAAGUCCCAGAUCUUUGGUUGCUUGUGGGGGGGUGAACCAACACAUAAUGCUGAUGCUUUAGGUCUAGAUAACUGGUCAGAGUGAAAAUGACAAUGGUAAUUGAGGAGAGUUAGAGUAUGUGUUCCAUUUGUGUUUUCCUUUCUGAGUUCUCAUCCAUAGUGUUCUUAUGCAUUUGUUUUCGUUGUUUUCUUCCUGCUCCUCCUGCUUGCCCAAUUUCAGGACUCCUUAAGGGUUUAGUAGAUUCGUUGAGUUCUUAUCAGAGGGUAUGGAUCCAAUGCAAGGGCCGUGGAAUACACUCAGUUCAUCUACUGAAGUAAAUAACCGUGACGGGCAACACAUCUCUAGCACCAAUUCAGAGGCCCUUUCAAAUAACAUUUUGAAUCCAGUGGACUGUCGGUUUCCAAACUACAGUACACCUUCAGGACGGUCAACUUACGUAAGCUCUGGUUCUCGUGAUUUUCAAAGUCGUGGCUGGUUGAGUUCUGGUGAAUCCAGCUCUAGACUAGGACCUUCUCCUCAUCAGGCCAAUGAUGUUGGAUUGAAGACAGACCACCGGCUAGCCUCAGAGGGCGUUCCUUCUCACGUUGGCUAUGGCUCGGAAGAAGGGAAAUCAGUUUCGACUGGUAUAAGGCCAACAGGAGGGCUUCAGAUUGGCCGUGGUGGCAGUCAUGUCCGAAAUGGACCGCCUUUCUUGCAAGGUUCAGGCCCUAGGUGUAUGUCACCGACUAUAAAUCUGGGUAUGGACAUGGACAACAAUGGCAGCUGUGGGCAGAGCUCGGGGGCUGUUCUCUGCAAUAAUAAUUGUGAGAGAUCAUUGAGAAGCGGAAGUCAGGUUGGCGAGGAGAGCAGUGGUGGUCCGGGUUCCUCACUGGACGGUGGUUGGGGUACAUCCUGCAAAAGAAAGGCUCUUCAAGGAGCUUCAGGACAUUCUUUUCACGGCGAAAGCCCUGACUCCUUUGUUCAAACUGAGAACGGUUCUUGGCAUACACAAUAUGGUGCUUCUAGUAGUAACUUAAGUUUGUCUAUUCGGUCGCAAAGUUCUCCAAAUAUUAUCAACCGUUCUGGUCAGUCAGAGCCGAGGUUCGGAGUGGCUGUCACGUCAAAUGCUUUCCCUUCUACGAGAAACGGAGACAGUUCAUCUAGACAUGGCAAGCAGUUAAAUCCUGGGCAGCAACAGGACUCGGUACCGUUCAGUUCAUCGUCGGCUGAAACUUCUUUGCGUUCUAGUGUUUCUUCUCAGCAGCAUUUAACGGUGAAUUCCCCGUUUCUUGAUCCUCUGAAUGUGAGAUCAACACCAUCAAUUGGUGGCAACUCCAGCAGUAGUAAUGAGAGUCAGUCAAAUAUUAUCCACCUUCCUUCUUUGACUAGGAAUAUACAUCAUUUUGCUUGUAAUGCUGCUUCUAGUUCGAGAUCCAACAGUUCUUCGGGGCAAUUCGGACUACCACGAGAAUCGCCAAGAAGCAACUCAGAGCAUCAUCACGUGUUUGUACCCUCAACCGAAACGAGAAAUCCAGUGCUGGAUCAAUCUUAUUGGAGUUUCAGCCGUGGAACCCCUAAUGUGUCUGGAGAUUAUCCUUUCGCUCCUCGAGCAGGGCCGAGUCCAAGCAUUCAUUCUUUGCAGCCGAAUCCCGCAUGGAUUCUCCCCCCAAGUAGCUCGAUGCAUAAUCAGUCAAGGACAUCAGAACUUGCUCCGUGGUCUAUAUUUUCUAACGUCGAAUCUGAAUCUGAAUCUGCUAGACACGGUGGUUCUCUUCCUUUACUUCCUACAGGCCCUUCAGUUUCCUUGAACGAGACUGCAGUGGCAUCUGGGACUAGUAGCAGGAGCCAUCGCCCACGGCCGAGGAGAUCAGGAUUGUUAUUGGAGAGGCAGAGUAAUCUUCUCCACUUGCGUCAUCUGGGAAGACGAUUAGCUGCUGACAACGAUGCGAGGAACCAGCUGAUUUUCGAGAUACGUCAGGUGUUGAAUGCCAUGCGAAGCGGGGAAAACUCGCAGUUUGAGGACUAUAUGGUGUUUGAUCCGCUUAUCUACCAUGGCAUGGCCGAGAUGCAUGAUAGGCAUCGGGAUAUGCGUCUUGAUGUUGACAGCAUGUCGUACGAGGAGCUACUAGCACUGGAAGAACGUAUAGGAGACGUGAGCACUGGGCUAAGCGGGGAAACGAUUAUGAAAGCGAUGAAACAGCAUAAAUACACAUCUUCGGCUGCCGAGACCGGACAAGACGUAGAGCCUUGCUCUGUUUGUCAGGAGGAGUAUGGAGAAGGGGAUGAGGUCGGAACACUAGACUGUGGCCAUGAAUUCCACACAGACUGCAUCAAGCAAUGGGUUAUGCUCAAGAACCUCUGCCCCAUUUGCAAGAUCAUGGCGCUUUCUACUUGAAAAAAGGGGUUUGCCUCUUCACCGUCAGCUUCUUUCGAUCCCAAAACAAAAGAAAAUGGCAGAAAAAGGAAGAGAAUGAAUAUCAGAAACUCCCGUCUUUGUUUACCUCUUUGAGUGUGUGGAAUCAUGUGGAUGAUGAUCAAACCUUGAUUGUCUGGACAAGUUACAAACUUUGGUCCAUCAUGUGUCAAUGUCCCAAGAAAGAUAUUUUCUUCCCUCAAUAGUGAAGUUUCUAUCUUUAUGGUA
Tarenaya hassleriana is the source of this 3331-nucleotide messenger RNA. Its product is annotated as E3 ubiquitin-protein ligase MBR2-like. The record is from RefSeq and is a predicted model, not a curated record. The transcript has 7 exons. Gene Ontology annotation, molecular function: ubiquitin protein ligase activity. Bases 977 to 3085 code for a protein of 702 amino acids. NCBI's taxonomy places the organism in Eukaryota, Viridiplantae, Streptophyta, Magnoliopsida, Brassicales, Cleomaceae.